Messenger RNA from Paramisgurnus dabryanus, 1626 nucleotides. It is a transcript of the gene ccdc36, whose product is annotated as coiled-coil domain containing 36. Gene Ontology annotation, cellular component: condensed nuclear chromosome. The record is from RefSeq and is a predicted model, not a curated record. Lineage: Eukaryota; Metazoa; Chordata; Actinopteri; Cypriniformes; Cobitidae. Gene Ontology annotation, biological process: DNA recombination; homologous chromosome pairing at meiosis; meiotic DNA double-strand break formation.
UCUUGUGUAGUAUGAAGUGUUUUGGUCUGUUUUCAUAGUGCAAAUUAUUGUGACUGUGAAGCAUUGAAAAUGAAACCUAACGUUUGGAAUAUUAACGAGCUCUUGAAUAUCCCUGCAUAUUCUGGGGGAAUAAAAACGAGUAAAGGGUCCGGAAACAAUGACUACUCCAGACAGACUGAUUCCCAGUUUCUGCUGGGCUCUCAAUUCUGGCCUGAAAAUUCACAGAGCUUUUCUCAGGAUAUGACUGGCCAAAAUGCAGGCUCUCAGAAAAACUCACAAUCACAGGAGAAAAUGACGGUGUCUGCCAGUUAUAGUUCCAAGCCAUUUUUGUUUAGUGAUGGCAAAAUCCCAAAUUUCACUGGUAAUAAAGCUGUUGGCAUGUUGGACAGAUUUGAAGAGGAGAAGAGAAAUGCCAAAGAAAAAUAUGAAAGAGAAAAUCUCACUCAUAAAAUUCUACAAUUGCAGGAGUCUCUGGAAAGUAUCAGAGAGACAUUGUUAAAUCGCAUCGAGGGAAGUAAUGACAGAACCAGAGAAGUCUUAGUGGAGAGAAUGGAUAAUUUUUCCAAAACAAUUGAGGAUUAUUUAAACAGUGUAAGAGAGGGUAUAACAUGUCAUUUUGAGACUCUGCAGAGCCAAACACAAAAUGGGCUAGAGGAUAGGGAAGCCAAGAUCAGUCUGGCUACAAAAGAUUUAAACUCAAACUUCCUUAACCUGCAACGGGAUUUGGAGCAUCUGAAAGCAGAGCAGAGCAAGGAACAGGGAAUGCUAGGAAAGAUUCUGUCUCAGCUUGGCACUUUGACUGCUAUUCACAGUCCGACAGUAGGACGUGUCUCUGCCAGAAUGAUUGAUAGUGAAGUUCAGACAUCUCCUGGACUAUUAGAGAGGUUCAUGUCAGCUGAAAAACAUGAGAGCAUGAUGCUUUGUCCAUUUAAAACACCUAAAGCACAAAACAGAAAUACACAUGUCCUGCCUGUGCGAGGACAGCAGCAGCUAAAGCAAACAGAAGUCAGGUCAGAGUAUUCCAUAACAAGCCCACCUGCUAAUUCUUCAUUCAUUACACCCAUCGAGGACCCCAACAAGGAGUUUUUAGAUAGACCCCUUGUGCAUUUCGAACCAGAAAAGCCUUUGCAUGCAGGUGAAAAUCGGCAGAAACGUUCCUGUGAUGCUUUGCCACCACCAAAGGUUCUCAGAAGACGCCAAAAGGCCCUAAAUUUCAGAGGUAAAAAAAGAGCAUUGGUUCUUCCACAAAGACAGUCAGUGAGACAAAAAGAGGCUCUACAGCUCUCCAACAACAACCAGCAGAAUGAAGACCUAAAAGGUGAACAAAAAGGCACAGCACCUCUGUCUUCUGUUUGUGACAGCUGGUUAAUGCCCAACAAGUCUGUUGCAGAGAAUCACUUAAAAUCUGGAAAACUGCAAACCACUGUAGCUCCAGUCAGUAUGUGUGCAGCUGAACAACCACUAAACCCUUUCAGUAUGUGGUCACAGGACACAAACAACUCCCAAAUGAUUGUGGAGUACAAGAUGACCAAGUGGGAAAAAGUGGUGCCUGAACCAGAAGUCAAUGUCAUAACAGGAGAAGGAGGCCUUUGGCAGCUUUUCGACUUUAAUAAUGACUCAGAAUAA